GCUGCUCCGCAGUCGAUCCAAUCGAAAAGCUCAGAUCUUCUCGCCAGGACCAUACUACUUCGAACAACAGUCAUUAAUAGCAACCAGCUGACAGCUACUUUCUAUCUUUCGAUCCAUCUCAGACAUGCCGGUAAGCCUGCUCAGUUCUCUAUACCAUAUACGCAUAUCUUCUCUUGUGACCCGUUCUUGCAUUCGCCCUUGCGACAGUCCUUGUUCCUCGUUUUCCAUCUUCAUUUCUUCAAACUUUCGUAGCUCGUCAUGGCUUUACUCCUUUCCCUAGCCCAGGAGCCGCUGCUGUAUGGUGGAAUGCAUGCAGCCCCUCCGUCGUACUCCACAUGCGUCAACUACACCCCCCGAACACGCCCAUCGGACAACAAAACGCCAAUCACCCAUUCCUUGUCUCUCAGAUCCAAGUUCUCCCGCAUGUCAUCCCUCAGAUCCAAGUACUCCCGCAAAUCAUCUGUUCGAUCUAAAUCGUCUCGCAAAUCAUCUGUCCGCUCCAAGUCGUCUCGCGCAACCUCGUCUCUCCGAACCUUGUCUCUCAGAUCAAUAUCGUCUCGUAGGACUUGGUCUGUCAGAUCUAAGUCGUCUCGCAUGACCACAACCUCAUCCCUCAGCACAUCAACCCUCAAGUCUACAUCAUCUCCUAAAAAGUUACAUCGACACAAAAGCUCGGAAGCAUACGAAGACUUGCCUCUUUCUGAAAACCCUUGCCCGCUUUGUUUCGUGGACCAAUGUCGAACUAUACUGAACAAAUGGGUUCGCACACAGAGGAAGCCGUUCUCGGCUGUUACGGUCCAAAUCGAUCGCCUGACCAGCGAGCAAUACGAGGAAAAUGACCUCGGUGGCCUCGUCGACCUCAUUGAGGUGAUCCGGAUCCAGGAUUCGGGCCCGACUGAAGCGGCUCGGGCUAUCCGCAAGAAGCUCAAGUACGGAAAUGUGCAUCGGCAGUUGCGUGCUCUCAUCAUUCUGGACGGUCUGAUACAGAAUGCUGGAACACGCUUCCAGAAGAACUUCGCCGACGAACCUCUCCUUGAGCGUUUGAGGCUAUUGGCCAAGGAUGAUAUGGUAGACGCCGAGGUGCGACAGAAGGUCAACGUCCUCUUCCGACAGUGGGCCGUAGCAUACAAGGGCACACCAGGUCUUGAGCGCAUCGCAACUCUCUACAAGGAGCUGCCUCGCACGAGACGUCCACAGCCGCAUCAAUCACGCAUCGUCCGGGAGAAUGAGGCUGAAGCGGAGCGCGAAAAUGCAGCUUCGCCCCCGGCCUCUCCGACUACGACCAGGCGAAGCCCGCCGCCAACACAGUUUCCACAACCUUCCUCGUCUACGGGAAGGACAGUCGCUCUUGGGUCCGCACCCACCCCAAGCUCAUCCCUGUUCAGGAAGGACAAAAAAGACAAGAAGAAUAGGGGCAAGGCUUUCAAUCUCGAGAAGGAGAAGCAUCAACUUCUGGAGACGAUUGCUUCAGCUUCAGUGGCCAGCACCAACCUAAUGAACGCACUGCAGUUGAUCAACCGUGAAGUGCAGCGCGUCAGCGAGAACCCGGAAGUCAUGCAGCGAUUCGAGACAUGCAAACUCCUUCGGCGCCAGGUCCUCCGGUAUAUCCAGCUGGUGGAGUCCGAUCAGUAUAUCGGGAGUCUCUUGAGUGCGAAUGAUGAACUCGUCAAGGCUCUGAUGGCUUUCGAGAUUAUGGACAAGAGUAUUGAUGACGAUAGCGAUAGCGAGGCUGAGGGACUAAGAUCCCCUACCACAGCCAUGGCUGGAUUGAAACUCGAUAACGCACCGCCAGCGAAGCCGCCGAGGCCCACGAGCAUUCCAGUGCCCCCACUUGCCGCUGCUGGAAAACAAAAGGCGGAAUCUGAGAGCGAACCCGAAGAGGAGGAUGAUGAAGACAAUCCCUUCAGCGAUACCAAUGCCGUUAAGACACCAUAUGAGCGCGGCGAGCCGACUUGGAGAGACGUCUAAGGAACGAUCGAGGUGAUAUUUAUGAUUUUCUUGCAUUAUUGACAGCUUUAAUGAUGUUGAAUGUUGGGUAUACCCUUUGAUGCUUGGGUAGUCGGGUUUUUGGAUAAAGGCUCGACAAUGUCGUGGUUAGAACUGGACUCUGUGUGAUCAUUCACGAUCAACUUGUGCAAAUUGAUAUAUUCAACUUUUCAUUGCGUUUCGGGAGACGCCAGCAUGUCGCGCUCAACCCGCGCCACGCGGCACUGCCACGAAAUCCACGAAUGGCGACGUCAUCUUUCCCGCCGCCAAGCCGUCUCACGUUAGUUCGGUCGGCGGCAAUCAGGACGGAAGCGCCUCAGCUGUCUUCCCAUAUUCCUAUUUCUUGCUUGUGCUGCCCUCAAUUCUCCUCCAUCCGUACUACCGCUUGUAUCUUUCGACAUCACGUUCGCAUAUU
Trematosphaeria pertusa is the source of this 2401-nucleotide messenger RNA. RefSeq lists its product as uncharacterized. Bases 259 to 1968 code for a protein of 569 amino acids. Gene Ontology annotation, cellular component: actin cortical patch. The transcript has 4 exons. Lineage: Eukaryota; Fungi; Ascomycota; Dothideomycetes; Pleosporales; Trematosphaeriaceae. The record is from RefSeq and is a predicted model, not a curated record. Gene Ontology annotation, biological process: actin cortical patch localization; actin filament organization; endocytosis. Gene Ontology annotation, molecular function: phosphatidylinositol binding; ubiquitin binding.